UCUUACACCAAUUCAUCGUGAUUUUUUCAAAAUCUCGCAAAAUCAAACGCGAUGCGUUUUUCGUCGGCACGAUUGCGAUGAUUUGAAUUUUUCAGAAAGUACAACGAAACAUUUAUCCACCGUUUGAAAAUUUCAAUCGAUGAUGGAAAGAGGUGCGUUGCUACCGAUCACCGACAGUUGCAAGCAAAAUAUUCAAAUACACAGAAGAGAAAAUUCUAUGGCGAAUGGUGGACAUGGUGUCGUUGUCAAUGGUGUGGGCGGUGGUGCUCCAGGUUCGGGAACCCUUUCACGGGAAGAAAGGCGCCGGCGUCGAAGAGCCACGCAGAAAUAUCGAACGGCACACGCGACGAGAGAAAGGGUCAGAGUUGAAGCUUUCAAUUUGGCCUUCGCCGAGCUAAGGAAGUUACUACCGACUUUGCCACCGGACAAGAAACUCUCCAAGAUAGAAAUUCUGCGGCUUGCCAUCUGUUACAUCGCUUAUCUCAAUCAUGUUCUCGAAGCAUAGGGACGAUAUAAUAUCAAAAACGUCUCAAAUUAAAUUCAUUUUUCGAUUCAAUUAAAAAAACUCGUUUUCGAUGUUUUCACAAAGUUCGUGCAUUGAAAGAAUGUCAAAAAAGAAAGAAAGAAAGAAAAAAAAAUGGCUUAGGUUAAGGGUCAAGAGAAUCAGGUCCCUAAUAAAAUUCGAUUAUUAUAUAUAUAAAUGAUGGCGCUAUGUGAUAGUAUUUCAUCGAAUUAUCACAUUCAAUUGCUCAAAGCUAUUCAGUAACGAGGAUUAGCGUUCGACCAGAAUCGGAAACUAUUUCGGCUUUCCUAAUCCCACGGGAUCAUGCUCUCUUCUCCCUUUUUAGCCACUCUCUCGUUGAGUAACGCUGUCCCUUUUACGCAGUGCGAACCUUUUCCUACAUCUGUUCUCUAACGUAAGUGAAAAGAAAUAGGAUUAUCGUGGAAGGCAACUUCACGCAUCGUCGGACGUCCAUUUCGUUUUCGAUUUCCGAAUACCAUCUCUCGUUCGUCGUUUUUUUUUUUUUUUCUCGAAUUCGUCCAGAUCCUGACGUAAUCUAUCGAUCAUUAAUCAAUUCUAAUUAAUUUCAAUUCAAUUCAAUUCGAUUAUAAUAAAAUAAAUAGAAUUGAACAUAAAUAUAUUCGCAAAUGUAUCUGACUCGAUCAUAAUAAAUUGUUUAAAAACGAUUUGAAAAAGUUAAAAAUUUCAUAGGGUUUAUUAAUUCAUUUAUCUUUUUGUUAUUUAAUUUGUAACAUUCGUGCGUUAGAGAUUAGAUGAUAUAUACAUAUAUAUUUAUAUAAGUCUUGCGAAAGUGGGUAAUUUGUACAAAUAAAUUUAGGCUUAUUCGAUAGCAUGUAUAAAACGGUGCAAUGGUAGAAAUAUAUAUAUGUAUAUAUAUAUAUAUAUAUAUAUAUAUAUAC
Molecule: messenger RNA, 1422 nt
Organism: Vespa velutina
Lineage: Eukaryota; Metazoa; Arthropoda; Insecta; Hymenoptera; Vespidae
Product: helix-loop-helix protein 1-like
Exons: 4
Coding region: 140-505 (121 amino acids)
Biological process (GO): regulation of transcription by RNA polymerase II
Molecular function (GO): DNA-binding transcription factor activity, RNA polymerase II-specific; protein dimerization activity; RNA polymerase II cis-regulatory region sequence-specific DNA binding
Source: RefSeq, a predicted model, not a curated record